Messenger RNA from Penicillium macrosclerotiorum, 1125 nucleotides. It is a transcript of the gene fgaOx3, whose product is annotated as chanoclavine-I aldehyde reductase easA. The record is from RefSeq and is a predicted model, not a curated record. Bases 1 to 1125 code for a protein of 374 amino acids. Gene Ontology annotation, molecular function: FMN binding; NADPH dehydrogenase activity. The transcript has a single exon. Lineage: Eukaryota; Fungi; Ascomycota; Eurotiomycetes; Eurotiales; Aspergillaceae.
AUGACACGAGAAUCCACCGCAUCCAGGCUGUUCAAACCCAUGCCAAUCGGGUCGCAUUGGCUUCAACAGCGGGUAGUUUUAGCACCGAUGACCCGAUACCGUGCGGAUGAGAAUGGAGUUAUAUUACCAUUCGUGAAGGAUUAUUACGAGCAGCGAGCGUGUAUGCCCGGGACGCUACUGAUUUCAGAGGCAACGGACGUCAGUCCUCAAGCCAAUGGUGAAGCGCACGUUCCAGGAAUUUGGAGCGAGGCCCAAAUCAAAGCAUGGCGGCAGGUUACAGAUGUAGUGCACGCGAAACAAUCUUAUAUAUUCUGUCAGCUGUGGGCUACUGGUCGAGGAGCGGAAACGAGUGUGUUAGAGGCUAAGGGUUUGGAAUUAGUCUCGAGUAGCGCUGUGCCACUUGAGCCCGGAGCAGCACAGCCGCGCGAGCUUUCGGGACAAGAGAUUGAGGAAUACAUUUCCGAUUUCGCCAAAGCGUCCCGAAAUGCGAUAGAUGCAGGGUUUGACGGAGUCGAAAUUCAUGGCGCAAAUGGCUACCUCGUCGACCAAUUCACGCAGGCUUCUUGCAACCAGCGUAUGGAUGAAUGGGGCGGUAGUAUUCCCAAUCGUGCACGCUUUGCACUCGAAAUUACGCAGGCCAUCAUCGAAGCCAUCGGGGCCGAUCAUGUUGGAAUAAAGCUAUCCCCGUGGAGUCAAUACAUGGGAAUGGGUACCAUGAGCGAUCUUAUGCCCCAGUUCGAAUAUCUCGUGAGAGAGCUCCGGCAAAUGGACAUCGCAUACCUCCACCUCGCCAAUUCCCGAUGGCUAGACGAGACCAAAUCGCAUCCAGACCCACACCAUAAAAGCCUGGUGCGAGUGUGGGGGCCAUCCAAACCUGUCAUUCUUGCCGGAGGAUACAAUGCCUCCACCGCUUGUGAGCUGGUCGACACGAUCUUUGAAAGAUACCCUCUGAUCGCGGUGGCUUUCGGUCGAUAUUUUGUGUCCAACCCCGACCUAGCCCUUCGAGUGAAGACUGGCAUCAGUCUGCAGGCGUACAACAGAAAGUCCUUCUAUAGUACACUGUCAAAGACUGGAUAUCUCGACUACCCAUUUAGCGCGGAAUUCUUGACCCAACACGAAUCUUAA